GACCCCUAAUGAGUUUAAUCUUACAGUCCAAGCUGUGGUCAGUAUUUAAAGGUCCACACUAACAGACUGACGUGCUGUUGGGCUCAGGCCUUCAGACAGAAUCUGAGCAGUGUGCUCUGCUCUGUGUGGAUGCAGAAUGAACAGUGCACACAGGUGUGAAGUCUUGGUUAAUGAGCCGACUCGGUGCUCACUGGGCAUGCUCAGACCUGCUCUGUUUUCUCCUCAUCAAGGACGCAUGCAAGAGAUACCGAGAGGAGAUCUGCAGCCAUCAGUCGGUUAAUUGAGCCAAAGAAGAUUUGUUCUCAGUGGUUGACAGUUGUUUUCCAUUAGACACUCAUUUCACAAGCAAGAAUGUCAAACAUUUGCUGGUUGCAGCCUCUUUAAUGUCAGGAUUUGCUGCCUCUCGCACAGACAGAUGCAGUAAAUCUGAAAAGAUGACCGGCGUCUUAUUAAAGUGCUUAGUCUUGGCGCUCUGUAUGGGCGCGCACAGGCUCUUGGCAGUCCCCCGCGCUGAGGAGGAUGAUGGAUCCGGUGACAGCGCCUCGACCCUGGCCUUUGUGUUCGACGUUACCGGCUCCAUGUACGACGAUCUGAAACAGGUGAUAGAGGGCGCCUCGCGGAUCCUGGAGAAGACGCUCAGCCGGAGGACCAGACCCAUUAAAAACUUUGUCCUGGUCCCCUUCCAUGACCCAGAUAUCGGCCCUGUGUCCAUCACCACCGACCCGAAGAAGUUCCAGCAGGACCUGCAGGAGCUGUUUGUCCAGGGUGGGGGCGACUGCCCUGAGAUGAGUAUAGGAGCCAUAAAGAAGGCCUUGGAGGUUUCGCUGCCUGGAUCCUUCAUCUACGUCUUCACUGACGCCAGAGCCAAAGACUACCGCCUGAAGAGAGAUGUUCUGCAGCUGGUGCAGCUCCGCCAGUCCCAGGUGGUUUUUGUGCUGACCGGGGACUGUGGAGACCGCUCGCAGCCUGGCUACAGGGCUUACGAGGAGAUCGCCGCCACCUCCUCCGGGCAGAUCUUUCACCUGGACAAGCAGCAGGUGAACGAGGUUUUGAAGUGGGUAGAGGAGACAGUUCAAGCCAUGAAGGUCCACCUGCUGUCCUCCAACCAUGACGCCGCACAGGAGAACAAGUGGGAAGUGCCCUUUGACCCCAGCCUUCGAGAGGUCACCGUGUCACUCAGUGGACCAGCACCGCAGAUCGAGCUCAGCGAUCCCUUCGGUCGUGUAGUUGGUGUAGAGCAGGGCCUGAAAGAGCUGCUGAACAUUCCCAACUCUGCUCGUGUCGUCAACCUGAAGUUUCCCAGACCUGGUGCUUGGAAACUGAAGGUGAGCUGCAGUGGGCGCCAUACUCUAAGGGUCACAGGAGUCAGCAAUCUAGACUUCCGGGCGGGCUUUUCCAGUGUACCCGUUUCAGAGUUCAACCACACAAGAGAGAGGCCAAUAAAAGGACUUCCAGCCCACAUUUUGCUGAAAUGCACAGGCCUGAAGCCUCCGGGUCAGCUGAGCCACGUGGAGCUCGUGUCCGGUUCAGGCCGCUCCUUGCGCACGAUCCCCGUCCCUCUGCCCUCUGACCUCGGUCAGCAGGGCCUGUGGAGUCUCCCGGAGUUCCGCACCCCCUCGCAGAGCUUCUUCAUCAAGGUGACGGGCAAAGACGCGGAGGGCUACCGCUUCCAGAGGCUGUCCAGUGUCUCCUACACCAACAUCGUUCCAGAUCCCCCAGUUGUGAGCAUGCCUGACGUGGUGAAGGGCUUCUACAUGCAGCCCGCUGUGAUUGGCUGCUCGGUGGACAGUGACAUUCCCUACAGGCUAAGAUUCACCAGGAAUGGGAUUACACUUGGAGAGGAGAAGCUCUUUCAGAAUUCUGCCAUUGCAUCAUGGGAGAUCGUCCAGGUGUCCGCUGAGGACGAAGACCUCUAUGAGUGCAUAGCACAGAGCAGUGCAGGACAGGGACGAGCCUUGACACGGCUGACUGUUAGAGAGCCUCCUCCGGUCCUGAAGCCGGCUGUGAACGUGACUUCCUCUGUGGGAGGCGUGGCCGUUCUGUCCUGUCAGGUUGAAGGCUCCGUGCGCCACAACUUGACCUGGCACCGAGCGGGUCGUACCAUCCGGGCCCGCGCAGGGAGGGUGAAGGUGCUGCCCGACUCGUCCCUGCAGAUCAGCGAGGUGCGGACUCAGGACGCCGGGGAGUACCGCUGUGUGGCCACCAACGCCCACGGAGACGGCAAAAUCACCGUGUGGCUUCUUGUUCCAGAGGCUCCUUCUGUGGUAGUUCAGCCCCAGAGCCAGGUUUUCUCCCGGGGGGCUGAGAUCCGCCUCGUCUGCUCCGCGUCCGGCUCCCCCCCCCCACAGCUCUUCUGGAGCCAUGGAAACAUGUUCCUCACUAAUCGGCCGAGGUUGAGUCUGAACCAGCAUGGAGUUCUGAUCAUAAGAGGGGCCCUCCCAGAGGAUGCUGGGAACUACACAUGUUUGGCAACCAAUGAGGCUGGGAUGGCCUCUCAGUCUGUGUCGCUUACUUUUGCAGAGGCGCCUAGAAUAACAGUGGCACAGCAGGCUGUACAUGUGUCUGUUGGUGGGGAUGCGACUCUGGAGUGUCAGGCCACAGGCGUCCCCCCUCCUCUUGUGCACUGGUUCAAAGGUGAGUUUGAGGUGGGCUCCGCUCCUUUCGUCGAGCAGGACGUACACCGCGGCAUCCUGCACAUUCGAGGCGUGCAGGAGGUCGACGCCGGUCAGUACAGCUGCGUGGCCAGCAGCUCUGCUGGAACCUCGUCUGGCACCGUCAGGCUGGUGGUUGGAGCGGGCCCAUUGUUCUCUGAGGCGCCGGCUGACGUGACAGCUAACGUGGGGGAGAACAUCACCCUCCCCUGCGUUGCCCGAGGUUCCCCGCAGCCCACAGUGACUUGGCACCGGCAGGACGGCAGGCAGAUUCUUACAAGGACAGACAGACACAGUAGAACAGUGCAGCUGGAGAACGGACAUCUUCUAAUCCAGAGUGUCUGGCUGGAUGAUGACGGGCUGUACAUCUGCGAGGCCAAGAACCAGUUUGGAACCAUCAAAGCUGAGGCCAGAGUCAGUGUCACUGGACUGGAGCCCCCUCUCUUGGCCCAGGGCGCCCCGGUCCUCACGACUGGCAUUGGUCAGUCCCUGAGCAUCCCCUGCAUGCUGAUGGAUGGAAUACCACUUCCAGAAAGACACUGGUCCCAGAACGGAAAACCUGUUCGGACGAAUGGGAGGACGUUCCUGAGGAGUGAUGGCAGUUUGCACAUCGAAAGAGCUGCCCUGGAGGAUGCUGGGACAUAUGUGUGCACAGCAGUGAAUGUUGCAGGCUCCAUGAACAUCACAGUCAGCCUGGAGGUCCACAUGCCCCCUGAGAUCAGCGCUGGUCCCUACCACUACAUAGCCAACGAGGGCGUAGCCAUCACACUGUCAUGCGAGGCCAGCGGAGUUCCCAAGCCAAACGUUGUCUGGUCCAAGGGGAGGCAGCCUCUGCCCGGGGACCACUCGUCCCGUCAGUCGGAGCCCGACGGAUACCUCCACAUCCCCCGCCCCACCGCUGACGAUGCAGGCGUCUACAUCUGCACCGCCACCAGUCCAGUGGGCUACGCGAGCCGAGAGGUCCAGCUCAGUGUCAACACCAUGCCGAAGAUAAUGGGCGUCAGCGGCCAUGACAACGUAGUGAAGAUGGCGGCGGAGGUGGGGAACGAGGUUGUUCUACCCUGUGAGGCCCAGGGGAGUCCCUCUCCUCUGGUCACAUGGAGCAGAAACGGGCACCCCAUCCCCCCCGUCACAGCUGGGUUCACUGUUUUGCCUUCAGGCUCUCUGAGGAUCACUGAUGUGCGCCUGAUUGAUAGUAAACUGUACACCUGCACUGCAGAAAACCCAGCAGGCAACGUGUCCCUCAGCUACAAUUUACACAUUCAAGCCAAGCCCAGAAUCCAGCCGGCACCUUCCCUCCUGAAAGCCCUGCUCGGCCAAACGGUGACUCUGCCAUGUGUGGUCCAGGGAGAGCCAAGCCCUGAGGUCAGCUGGUAUCACAAUGGACUUCCUGUCGGGGGCAAGAACACUACGCCCCUCAGGAUCCAGCAGGUCAGCCAUGAAGACCAGGGCACUUACCAGUGUGUGGCCAGGAACAGCGCUGGACAGGAGACCUUGGAGAUCAAGCUGGAAAUUCUUGAGGCCCCGUCCUUUGCAGAACCUGGGGAUGCCAUCAUGGAGAAAACAGCAAACAGCAAGGUCAUCAUCCCCUGCCCUGCUGAAGGUUCACCUCGUCCCAAGGUUCGCUGGUUCAAGAAUGGCCUGGAGAUACAUCCCGAACAGUCAGAGCUUUCUGUGGCGAGGGACGGAGCUCUCGUAAUUAGCUCGGCGUCCGCCAGCCACAGCGGGGACUACAAGUGUGUGGCAACCAAUGAGGCGGGCUCCGUGGAGAGGAAGACCAGGCUGAAAGUAAAAGUUCCCCCAGAGAUCCAAGAUGAUGGCCAGCCACUGAACCUCACAGUCACCUUGAAGCAGCCUCUCACUCUGGGCUGCGAUGCCUUCGGGAUCCCCUCUCCGACAAUCACCUGGACUAAAGAUGGUCAUCCUGUGGACAGUCCAGGGGUGUACCUGCAGAACGGGAACCGGAUGCUGAGAAUCUACAGAGUUCAACCAGAACAUGCAGGAAGAUUUUCCUGCACAGCUCAAAACUCGGCUGGAGAGGCCCGGAGAGAAUAUAACAUAGUGGUACAAGCUCCACCGGUGAUCUCAGGAACCUCCCGACUGCAGGAGCUAACUGUUGCACUGGGCCAGGAGGUGGAGUUCCAGUGUCGGGUUAGCGGACGACCAGCACCCAGAGUGGAGUGGAGCCGCGACGGAGAGGUUCUGUCCCGUGACGGAGACCCCCACGUGGAGUUCCUGGAAGACGGCCAGGUGCUGAAGGUGAAGUCAGUCAGACUGAGGGACCAGGGGCUUUACCAGUGCCUGGCCAGUAACAACGCUGGGACUCAGAUGCGCCAGUUCAGACUCACAGUACAAGCUCCCCCCACCAUCAAGGGCCCCACUGAGACCUCGGAGGUGUCAGUGGUGCUGGGCUUCCCUACAGUCCUCCCCUGUGAUGUGGAGGGCUCACCCACACCCAGUAUCACCUGGUUAAAGGACAACCAGCCCAUCGUGUCCAGUCCCCAGCUGACAUACACUCGCGGUGGGCAGGCGCUGCGACUGGGCUCAGCGCGGGGCGACAGCACCGGCCUCUACACCUGCAGGGCCACGAAUCCGGCCGGCACCGCCGUCAAACAUUAUUCUCUGAGCGUCCUGGUCCCACCACGGAUAGAAGGUGACUCCUCAACGUUUGGUGGUCAGGAAGAGAAAGUCCGGAUCAACGGGACUUUAACUCUGUCCUGUCUGAGCAAAGGUUUCCCUGAGCCUAAGGUUCAUUGGUUCAAAGAUGGACAGUUGCUGACCGGAAACGUCCACGUUGGCGUUCAGGAGAGCGGCCACCACCUCCACAUUGAGAACGCCAAGUUGUCCCACGAGGGCCAGUACACCUGUGUGGUCACCAACUCUGCAGGGGAGGACAAGAGAGACUUUCGCGUCACCAUUCAGGUUCCUCCCAUCUUUCACCGAGUGACUAACAGAGAAGCAGCUUGGGGUCUGGGACACGAGGGUGAUGAUAAAGAGGACAUGGUGGAGAAGGUGGAGGUGGUCCUGAGCCAUCCGGUCAGCCUGUCCUGUGAGAGUAAUGCCAUCCCCCCACCCAAGCUUAGCUGGUACAAGGACGGACAGAAGCUCACCUCCGGCGAUGGAGUGGUGCUGCUUCCUGGUGGACAGGUGCUGCAAAUUGCGCGAGUGCUGAAAGAAGACGCUGGGAAGUACACAUGUCAGGCUGUUAAUGAAGCUGGAGAGGACCACAUGCACUUUGAACUGGAGGUCUUAGUCCCUCCUGUGAUCAUGGGAGCAUCAGAAGAGUUCAUGGAGGAGAUGGGAGCGGUGGUCAACAGCAGCGUGGUCCUCCACUGCGACGCCACCGGACACCCCGCUCCAGUGGUCUCCUGGCUGAGGGACGGGCAGCCGGUGCACACGGACUCGCAGCACCACAUCAGCGAGGACGGGACUCAGCUCCAGCUCCUCGGCGUCCAGGUUUCGGACAUGGCUGGCUAUCUGUGCGUAGCUGAGAACAAGGUUGGCACAGUCGAGAAGCUCUUCAGUCUGACAGUGCAAGUGCCUCCGAGAAUAACUGGCCGCAAGGAGGAGGAGGUGAGUGUGAUCGAGGGCCACAUGGUGUCACUGCUGUGUGACGUCCAAGCAUACCCUCCCCCAGAGAUCACCUGGACCAGAGACGGGCAGGUCCUGCACUUCAGCACCGGGAUCCACAUCCUGCCAGGAGGCCAGAUGCUGCAGUUGCCUCGGGCGAGGCUGGAAGACGCAGGACAAUAUGUAUGCACAGCCACCAACUCAGCAGGCCAGGACCAGAAGAGUAUUCUCCUCAGUGUUUAUGUCCUGCCCACCCUGAAGCCCCGUCUAGAUGCUGAGUCAGACUCGGUCACCCCGCAAGUCGGCUCCUCUGUCACCCUGAGAUGCGAAGCUCGCGGCGUUCCCGAGCCUGAGGUCACCUGGUACAAAAAUGGGCUGCAACUGGCCGCAGGUAACGGACUGAGGAUGGAUGGCCACCAGCUGGAGAUCGUCGGAGUUCAGUUGGCAGAUGGGGGCACCUACACCUGCAAAGUGUCCAACGUGGCUGGACAGGUGGACAGGACAUUCAGACUGACAGUUCAUGUCCCACCUGUGCUGGGCGGGUCUCUCCGGGAGUCCCUAAACUACACCCUUGGCUCCCAUGUGGCCCUGCUGUGCGAGGCCUCAGGGGUCCCUGUGCCCAGCGUCACAUGGCUCAAGGAUGGAACUCCUAUUGAGAGCAGUCUGCAGUGGCAGUGGUCCGUUCGGGGGUCCAGGCUGGAGCUGGGGCCUCUCACGCUGUCUCAUGCUGGAACAUACACCUGUGUGGCCAAGAACAGCGAGGGACGGACGCAGAAGGACUACACACUCGCAGUGCAGGUAUCGCCCAAAAUCCUGGACUCUGAGCUCCCCUCUGACGUGAGUGCAGCCACGGGAGAGGAGGUGACGCUGGAGUGCAGAGCAACUGGGAUCCCCUCGCCACAUCUCAGCUGGCUGAAAGACGGCGUGACUUUAGAGCCAUCAGACGCUCGCCACAUCACUGUGACCUCUGAAGGCAGCACGCUGACAUUACUGAGGCUGAGUCCCGAGGAUUCUGGGACAUACACCUGUUUGGCUGUCAGCCCAGCUGGACAGGAGAGCAAAAUCUACACCCUCUUUGUUCUCGUCCCGCCGUCCAUCUCGGGUGAGACGACUGUCCCCAGAGAGCUGCAGGUCACACAGGACAGCGUUGUGACUCUGGAGUGUCAGGCAGCAGGAAGCCCUCCUCCUCAGAUCAGCUGGCUGAAGAACGGACGCCCCCUGCUUCUGUCUCCUCGUACUCGUCUCCUGUCCGGUGACUCCGUGCUGAGGAUUUCUCCCGUGCAGCUGUCCGACUCUGGAGUUUACACAUGUGUGGCACGCAGCCGAGCCGGUCUCGCCGAGCUCAGCUACGAUGUCCAGGUCCAAGUGCCCCCAGGAGUGGAUCAUGUUGAACCCGUGGAGCCAGUUACCGUAGUCCAGGGCUCCCUGGUGACGUUAACCUGUGAAGCGCGGGGUGUCCCCCCUCCGACGCUGACGUGGUUAAAGGACGGCCAGCCCCUGUCCCUUCACCGUAACCUGCUGCUGGAUGGACAGGAGACACGGCUGCAGCUGCCUGACGUAGCGCCUUCAGACGCCGGACUCUACAGCUGUGUGGCCAGCAACCAGGCAGGAAGCAGCACGAAGAGCUUUAACCUCACCGUGCUCGAGCCUCCAAAGAUAUCCAGCUCCAGCUCUCCACAAGAGCUGAACGUAGCCGUGAACAGUCCACUGGAGCUGGAGUGCUCCGCAACGGGAGUCCCUCCUCCCGCCCUCAGCUGGCUCAAAGAUGGCCGCCCCCUGGAGGGAACCGACAUCAUUCAGCAGGAUGGACACUUUGUCCGGAUUAGCAAAGUCCAGGUGGAGGAUGCAGGUCUGUACACCUGCUUGGCCAGCAGCCUAGCCGGAGAGGAUGGAAAGAACCACUGGGUCCGAGUCCAAGUCCCGCCCACCCUCCUUGGCUCCGGUGAUGUGAGGACGUUGACGGUGCCCCUUAAUGGACAUCUGACCUUGGAGUGCCUGGCUGACAGCGACCCGGCUCCUGAGAUAGAGUGGUACAAGGAUGAGGCUAAACUGCAGCUGGGUGGUCGUGUCCAGCGGCUGGCAGGGGGUCAGUACCUGGAGAUACAGGAAGUCAGGCCUGAGGACAGCGGCCAGUACAGCUGCGUGGUCACCAACAUGGCCGGAAGCACCAGUCUGUUUUUCACGGUGGAGAUUGUCUUACCACCUGUAAUAAAGGCAGGAAGUUCAGCGGUGACGGCGCAAAUCAGCCAGGAUGCAGUUUUACCGUGUGAAGUCGACAGCGACUCCUCAACGACGGUCAUGUGGAGGAAAGAUGGCUUCCCCGUAACUCAAGAUAACAAUAAGUACACAAAGUUGUCAGAGGGCUCCUUGCGUGUACAUGGGGUUCAGUUGAGUGAUGCUGGUCGCUACUACUGCACUGUGUCCAACCAGGCUGGCUCAGAUCACCGGGUGGUGGAUCUGCGGGUGUUCGUGGGUCCGUCAAUCAGUCCAGGUCCAUUCAACGUGACAGUAACCACUGGGAUCAGAGCUGUGCUGAGCUGUGAGACGACAGGCAUACCCCCACCUAAAGUGUCCUGGAAGAGGAAUGGCACUCCGCUUGACGUCAGCCAGCAGCCUGGUGCAUACAGGUUACUGUCCUCUGGGUCGCUGGUUCUCCUGUCACCAUCCAAUGAGGAUGAAGGUUACUUUGAGUGCACUGCUGUCAAUGAUGUCGGGGAGGAGCGAAGGGUCAUUGAGGUCAUCCUGCAAGUCCCACCGUCCAUUGAAGACGAUGUCACGACAGUCACGGCUGUGAAGAUGUCUCCUGUGGUGUUGCCUUGUCACGUGCAAGGACGCCCUCAGCCCACUGUCACCUGGACGAAGGGCGGAGCCAAACUGGGCUCCAGAGGAGGAAGUUAUCGUGUCCUUCCCACCGGACUGCUGGAGAUAACUGCUGCGGUGCCAAGCCAUGCAGGCAGGUACACAUGCUCAGCCAGAAACCCAGCUGGAGUGGCUCACAAACACAUCUCUCUCACAGUGCAAGAGCCCCCAGAGAUCAGGCCAAUGGCAGAGGAGGUACAAGUGGUGCUUCAUCAUGGGACCGUUCUGCCCUGCGAGGCUCAUGGCUUUCCCAGACCAUCCAUCACCUGGCAAAGGGAGGGAGUUCCCAUAGCAACAGGCCACAGGCUUGCCUUGCUGUCUAACGGAGCCCUGAAGUUUUCUCGUGUCACGCUCGGUGACGCGGGGACCUACCAGUGCCUGGCAAAGAAUGACGCUGGCGUAGCCGUGGGCAGGACCAAACUAGUCCUUCGAGUUCCCCCCGUGCUGAGUGUGCCUCGGGUCGAGUACACCGCAGUGCUUGGCCAGCCGGUCAGCCUGGAGUGCGUGGCUGACGGGCAGCCGCAACCCGAAGUCACUUGGCAUAAGGAGAGGAGGCCUGUGGUUGACGGUGCUCAUAUACGUAUCUUUUCCAAUGGAACCUUGGCGAUUGCUUCCACCCAGCGCAGCGACGCAGGCCUGUACACAUGUACCGCCAAAAACCUCGCCGGCAGAGCCAGCCAUGACAUGAGGCUGCUUAUUCAAGUCCCGCCCAUGAUUCCUCCGGCGCAGACCGAGCUGUCAGUCAUUCAGGGAUUUCAGGCGCUGCUGCCGUGUGCUGCACAGGGUUCACCAGAGCCCAGAGUGUCAUGGGAGAAGGAUGGAGCCGCUGUGCCCAACCUUCCGGGGAAAUACACCGUCCUGCGAUCAGGAGAACUGAUCAUCGAGAGGGCUGAGCCAGGAGAUGCUGGUGUGUUUACAUGUGUGGCUACCAAUGCAGCAGGCUCCGUGAGACAAGACGUCCGCCUGGCCAUCAACACGAGGCCGGCCUUCAAGGAGCUGCCAGGCGAUGCGACUCUGAACAAAGGGCAGCGUCUGGCCCUGUCCUGCCACGCUCAGGGGACACCGUCUCCGGUCAUCUCCUGGACGGUCAACAACAGUCCUUUCUCAGGUGCCACCGUUGAUGAGGCCGGCCGGAGCUCCGUGAUCAUUGACAAUGUGACUGUGAGUGACGCUGGGACAUAUGUGUGCAUAGCAGAGAACAGCGUGGGCUCCAUCAGGGCGCUCUCAUUCGUCCGAAUCAGAGAGCCUCCGGUGCUGAAGGGUGAAGCCCACAUGUCUCAGACAGUCGUCCAGGGUGGCUCCGCGAUGCUCGACUGUCCAGUCCACGGAGACCCCAGCCCCGUCCUGCGCUGGAUCCGGGAUGGAAAAGCUUUGCUCCGCUCCCUUCGAAUGCAAGCACUUCACAACGGAUCCUUGGUCAUUUACAGCAUCACUGCUGCAGAUGAAGGCGAGUACCAGUGUGUGGCUGAGAGUGAAGCGGGAACAGCUGAGAGGACCAUUACUCUCAGGGUUCAGGUCAAUGGGGGCUACUCUAACUGGGAGGACUGGGGUCCCUGCAGCAGCACCUGUGGACAGGGUUUCCAGGAGCGAAUCAGACUGUGCAACGACCCAAAACCAGCAAAUGGCGGCCGGCCGUGCAGCGGUCCCAGCGUGGACUCCAGGAAAUGUCAAGCUGGUCUCUGUCCAGGAGAGACUCCUCGCAGGACCAGAGGCAGCCUGAUAGGCAUGGUGAACGACAGGGAGUUCGGUGUGUCCUACCUGGAGGCCAACAUCACGGACAACGAGGAGGGGAGCAGCAGUCUGCAGGCCCGGCUGGACAACAUCCCCCCCAGUGUGGGUCCCUUGUUGCGGGUGCUGGUCUCUGUUUUUGCUCCCAUCUACUGGACCACAGUGCUGCAGAGCGGAGCAGCCAGAAACGGUUACUCCUUCACUCAGGGCCAGUUCAGACAGGAGUCUCAGCUGGAGUUUGAGAGCGGGGAGAUCCUUCGUUUGACCCACGUCGCCAGAGGCCUGGAUUCCGAGGGAGUUUUACUAAUUGACAUCGUAAUCAACGGCUUUGUGCCUCCUUCGUUAUCGUCGUCUCAUCUGAGCCUACAGGACUUUGAUGAGUCCUACGUGCAGACGGGCCAGGGGCAGCUGUACUCGUGGUCGUCGCAGACCCACCAGAGAGCAGGAAACCCCAUGGUGCUGCGCUGCAAUCACACCAUCAUUUACGAGGGCCAGGAGGAGCGCCGGGGCCCUCUGCUCCAGCUGCUCAAAGUGUCGGGGCUGAACAGCGUCUACAACAUGUUUACUCUGACUCUGGACUUCCACAUCACCACCAGCCUUCUCAUACCAGACGGUUACGGAGACUCUUGCCCUCGGGGUUUCGCUCUCGACGCGGCCUCCUACUGUGCUGACGAAGACGAGUGUGCGCUCCAGUCGCCCUGCUCUCACUCGUGCACCAACAUCAUGGGAGGCUUCUCCUGUGCCUGCCCCUCUGGCUUCACCGUCUCCACAGAGAGCAACACGUGCCAAGAUAUCGAUGAGUGCUCUCAGGGCUCACACAUGUGCCACUACAACCAGCAGUGUGUCAACACAGUGGGCACGUACCGCUGCCAGGCCAAGUGUGGAGCAGGAUUUAAGCCCAGCAUCACAGGAACCAGCUGUGAAGAUGUGGACGAGUGUCAGGAGUCUGCUCUCUCUCCAUGUCAGCACCAGUGCCUCAACACUCUGGGCUCCUACCGCUGCGUGUGCCACCCCGGGUACCAGCUGUCAGGACAACGCUGCAUCGAUGUCAAUGAGUGCAUGAGAAACGUGUGCCCGGCUCACAAAGAGUGCCGUAACACAGAGGGAGGAUACCAGUGCUUCGACAGCUGCCCUGCUGGGAUGACCAAAGCAGAGAACGGAGCCUGUGUGGAUAUUGACGAGUGCCAGGAUGGAAGUCACAUGUGUCGCUACACUCAGAUCUGUCAGAACACAGUCGGAGGUUACGGCUGCGUCUGUCCCAGAGGGUACAGAUCCCAGGGAGUCGGCCUCCCAUGUCUGGACAUUGACGAGUGUCUGCAGACGCCGAACCCGUGUGCUUACCAGUGCCGUAACGUUCCCGGCAGCUUCAGGUGCCUGUGCCCUCCUGGAACCGUGCUGCUUGGAGACGGGCGCUCCUGUGCGGGGCUGGAGAGAGGUCAGACCUUCACCAACGGCACCAGAGUCAGGGCAAGACUCCGCCCACAGCUGGUGUCGUCACUAGGACGGCCAAUCCUGUCCCGUUCUCAUGGGGUGUCCCGGAUCACCAGACAGAGCUGUCCUGUGGGGUACACAAACAGAGACGGCACGUGUGUCGACGUAGACGAGUGUCUGCUCAGGAAGCCGUGUCAACACGAGUGCCGAAACACCAUUGGCAGUUUCCAGUGCCUGUGUCCUCCAGGUUACCAGCUCUUACCCAAUGGCAAGAGCUGUAAAGACAUCGAUGAAUGCGUGGAACAGGGCAUCCAAUGUGGACACAAUCAGAUGUGUUUUAAUACCCGAGGGGGGUACCAGUGCCUGGAUACACCCUGUCCUGCUUCCUAUCAGAGUGGAGGAACUCCUGGGACCUGCUACAGGCCGUGUUCUCGGGACUGCGCCACAGGAGGCGCUCCUCUGCUCCUGCAGUACAAGCUGCUCACCCUCCCCUCUGGCAUUCCAGCCAACCACAACGUGGUACGACUGUCGGCCUUCUCGGAGUCAGGCGUCCUGCAGGAGCGCACGUCUUUUACCAUCCUGGAGCAGGAAUCGGAGAUGGGCGCGAUGGGCCGGGUGUUUGGCAUCAGAGACGAGGCGGGCAGGGGGAUCAUCUUCACCCUACGGGUCCUGGACAGAGCAGGACUCGUGCGCCUCAAAGUGCAGGCCACCACCAUCUCACUACAGGGCCGCAUCACGUACCAGAGCAUCUUUAUCAUCUACAUCUCCAUCUCGACGUACCCCUACUGAGCCUCUGUGCUGCCUCACAGGUGACUCUGGAUUACCCACAAAACCCUGUGCCCCGGACUCAUGAGAUCAGGUGGACGUGGUUAGUAAGUGGCGGUUAAGCCGGCUGUGAGUGCGACGUCACAGUGCUGAAAAGGUUCUGCUGAAGUAAUCACAGAGCAGAACCUUCUCUACAGAAGGCAUCUGAACAGACGGAUGAGCGAAACCUUUUGUUCCUUUAUUCACCACAUGCCUUACGAGUGCAUCCAAUCAGUAUCUGAAAACGCAGAAUGUAAAAAGUGUCCAUCAGAAUGUUUUGAUAACAUUUUGUACGUUAGAUUUAUUCUCAUGUUUGCAACCUGCACUUGGAAAUCUUUCAGUAGUUAUGAAAAUGCACAAUGUUUGCCCCUAUUAUUUUAAUUUAUUUAAGUCAUUUGAACACAUCACAUUCACGGACUUUGAAUUAAAGGAACAAUUCAGCCAACAAUGAAAAUUCAGUCAUUAUGUCCUCACCCUCAGCAGUCUGCUAAACAACUGAAGAAGCUGGGGACAAUUUUUUUUAACAUUUUAAAACAAGUCCCCAGCAUCUUCAGCAACACUGUGAAGCUCCAGAAAUGUUCUGUGGACUGAGAAACUUCACCGGACUUUCCGUCAGUGUGGGAGUGAGGAGAUAAUGACUGCAUUUUCAUUUCUGGCUGAACUGCUCCUUUAAUGAGGACCUAGUAGCAUUUGAAAAGACAAACCUGCAGUGGCAUAUUGUAACUCGUAACCAUGUAGCUAGCGACAGUGUUUGAUCUACGUGUUUUUGUACUCUUUUAUAACCUUUUGUAUCAUGUGAGACAGUUUUAAAGGUGCUAUUCUGAAGCGCUGUUGCUGUUACAGGGAAAACAGGCAGAUAUAUUACACACACCACAGAAACAGCACAUCUUUCCUGCAUUCAUGGUGCCAUACGCAACAGUUCAACAGUUCAACAUUCACUCAGUAAAUAAACUUCACUGUGUUGCAUUAAAAAUGUUUGGUCUACUUUGGCAGGUUAAACAAAUAUCUCUGUUGCUGUAAAUGAGCAAAUGAUCAAAUAUGUAUAGAAAUAAAAUGAACAACACUUUU
Scatophagus argus is the source of this 14111-nucleotide messenger RNA. It is a transcript of the gene hmcn2, whose product is annotated as hemicentin 2. Gene Ontology annotation, biological process: homophilic cell-cell adhesion. NCBI's taxonomy places the organism in Eukaryota, Metazoa, Chordata, Actinopteri, Scatophagidae. The transcript has 82 exons. The coding region runs from base 384 to 13028 and encodes 4214 amino acids. The record is from RefSeq and is a predicted model, not a curated record. Gene Ontology annotation, cellular component: plasma membrane. Gene Ontology annotation, molecular function: calcium ion binding.